UAAUUAGUCGAAACAAAAGAAAAUGUUACUCCCGAAACAAUCUGGCAUUUUAUUUUCAAUAUUUCGAUUCAUUGGAAUCGCGCCAUAUACUAGAAACACAAAUAUCCAAUAUUCACGAAAGAUUGGACACCUAAUACCGACGUUAUUAUCACCGAUUCUCAGUUUGUGCUUAACGGUAUUCCUGUUUAUAUUCCCACAUUUCAAAUCUCUGGGUCCCGUUCAUACAAUCAUCAAUUUCUCCCAUAUUUGGAGCAUUUACUUUGCAAUUUUCAGCGCAAAUUAUCAAUGCUAUUUUUCCACGUCCGCAUAUCGUAAAGCCAAUUACCGAAUUCGACAAAUUGGAAAACGUUUUAGCGAAAAAUCAGCAAGGAAACAUAUUUAUCGCUUUCAACGUUGCUAUAAAAUCAAAAUAUUGAUCAUUUUCAUACUAUUUUUCGGUUCACAAGGCUUGGUAUUUAUUGAGGUAUGGGUCAUGUCCAUGGAUAGCGGACUAUGGUCAUCAUUGACUGCUUCGUUGGUGAUAUCUUCUUUACGAAUUCUGUAUCCAAUACACAUUUCGCAUACCAUACUUUAUGCAGAUAUUCUGGCUUUGUUCAUUAAAAGCGUUAAUAUACAAGCCCAAAAUCCGACGAUAUGUUCGACUUCCUCGCAAUUUCUAAGAAAUAUCAAAUCAUUUCACAUGGAAUUAUGGAAAUUAACAGUCGAGAUAAAUGACUUUUUCGGGAUACACCUCGUUUUCGUUAUAAUUAACUCGUUUAUUUACAACUUAUACCAGAUGUACUGGUUAUUUAUGGCGUUUCAACUAAAUUGGGGAUUGCUGGCUGUAGUUGACGGUUUCGUAUCAUUAUUAUACGGAUCGGUGAGUCUCUUUACUCUAGUAGAAUCAUGUCAAUCCAGUAAAUUGGAGAUCAACCUAUUGGUCCAAAAUAUCGAACAAAUUAUCUUUUGGACGAACGACAAUUUACACCUUCAUCAGUUGAAACAAGAAGUUUUGCAUCAAAUCAAUGUAUUACCUAUAUGCAUUAGCGCAAAUCAAUAUUUUACCAUUGAUAGGAACUUUUUAGCUACGAUUACUGCUGGUUGUUGUAUGUAUAUCCUGAUUUUCGUUCAAUUCUUCUUAACCGUAAAGGAAUAAGUGGGGAGCUUUAAGCUUCAUAAUGGUGUCGAAUGUUAUGUUGUUUGUAGAAUAAAAAGAUUUGAUUUCGGUUUGGGUGAUGUGAGAAU
Messenger RNA from Bradysia coprophila, 1224 nucleotides. RefSeq lists its product as uncharacterized. The record is from RefSeq and is a predicted model, not a curated record. NCBI's taxonomy places the organism in Eukaryota, Metazoa, Arthropoda, Insecta, Diptera, Sciaridae.